Asterias rubens (European starfish) is the source of this 2451-nucleotide messenger RNA. RefSeq names its product chromatin target of PRMT1 protein-like. Lineage: Eukaryota; Metazoa; Echinodermata; Asteroidea; Forcipulatida; Asteriidae. The record is from RefSeq and is a predicted model, not a curated record. The coding region runs from base 153 to 965 and encodes 270 amino acids. The transcript has 5 exons.
AAGAAAACUCGUAGACGGGACAUGAUUUUGCACUGUGUGGAAUUCUUCUGAAAAACGUACAUUUUCACCGAUUAUUUUGUCAUAAAGCCAGCAUUGAGUUGAGUCAACAACGUAACGGUGUACACACAGUCGAACAAUAACAAAGCAGCACCAUGAAUUCUGCGGUCACACCCGUCCCAAAGAUAGUGCUUAAAAGCACAACUAAACAAACACUCAAUGAUCGAUUCACCAAGAUCAUCAAGAACAGACCCCAAGUGACUGCCCAGCAGCGGACAGAGACCAUGCUUCAGCAACAGCAGGUAUCAGCAGCUAACAGACGACUAGCAAUGCAGAUGGAGAACAGGAUGACUGUCCAGACUGCAAUGAAUCCCGCUAAGCAGUCACUGAAACAGCGUCUUGGUCAACCCAACAUCCAAGGGAGACUUGGUACACCGCUGGGCCAGCGAGGGCAAGGGAGGUUACGUGGAGUGCGAGGAGGAGGUCGCGUCAGAGGUACAGUGUUCACCAGAGGGGGACGAGGGAUCGCCAGAGGGCCUGGGAUGAGGGUCAACACAGGCGCAAGAGGAAGAGGACGGGGAGCGAUGCGAGGACUACAAGGUGGACAACGAGGCGGACAACGCGGGCGAGGAGUGGCGAGGGGACAGGGUGUUGGAAGGGGACAAGGGAUCCAGAGGGGUGCGAGAGGAGCUGCCAGAGGUGCCCGAGGUCGUGGAGGACGAGGAGGGCAACAGCAACAAAUGGCAGGGUUCCAAGUUCGCGGUGCCGGUGCCCGUGGGCAGUUGCGUGGACGUGGUCGAGGAGGACGAGGUGCCCGUGGGGGACGCGGGCGGGGACGCGGAGCAGCGGCCCAGGUGCAAGUCAACAAAGAGGAUUUGGACAACCAGCUCGAUGCAUACAUGUCAAAUACAAGAUCAGGUCUUGACGCAGAGUUGGAUGCGUACAUGGCUGAAGCCGAUAUGGAAUGACCAAUCACUUUGUAGAAUGUAUACCUAAACCAUUGACAAUGUGUCUUCUUAUAAGAGUUCACUGUGCCUCAAAUGGCAUUUUGUUCCACAGCUUAUAGAUAUCUGGUGGCAACGAACAAAUCUUGGGAAAACUGUUAAUGCCUCCAAAGUGUAAAAAUAAAGUAAUUUCCUUAAUUUAGGAUAAACUUAAGCAGUAAUUUUAAGCAAAGAUAGGCUAUAUACUCAACACCAUUACAAGCAAAUUUCUUUGUUUAAUACAGUGACAAAUGCAUUGUUUUAUGUAUCAUCUGAUUGCAAACAUUCUCAAUAAAGUUAAGUUACUUUUAAAAGGUAUUCUGUUUGACAGAAUAGACGUACAUCAGCUGAAGUAUAUGAACAAUUGUUAGACCAACAAAUUAUGCUGAGCUUAUUCCAGAGCUCUUUUUGUGUGCAUGCUUUAUAAUAUUAUGAUGAGAUUUUCACCUCAAAGAUAUGUUUUUCAAAGCAGUAGACUACAUAUUAUAGUCUUGUAGACUUGGAAUCGAGUCAUGUUAUAGCUAACUUGCUACACUCCCAUAAUUUCUUUUUCUGAAAGACAUGAGUAAAAGUGUGCACACUUGCUGUCACAUUGCUUUCCAGCUGUAAAGCAUGAUGGGAUAAACAAGCUGGUAGAGUCACAGCAAAUGCACCCAAUUUGAUUUCAAGUCUAAAAUGACCUUGCAGUGAGUAACUGUAGUGAACUGUAGUGUUUGCAAGUAUUCAAUGGGGGACCUUGUUUCUUUAAAUUAGUGGUGGUAUGAAUUGAAAUUUACAUAUUGUACUCAAGGUUUUUAACACCAAAGGGUUAUAUAAUUUGGUGACUGCUUCCUUUUUAAAGCUAAACAAGAUCCGAAAGUGUUAUAGAUACUGACAUCCCCUGAUAAAUUUGACCAUGGAAAGUUUUUUAUAUUUUAAACAAUAUUAUGUUUUAGCCUGGAAAAAGGUAGACAUGUGUUUUCAAUUUUAGUACGUUUCUUUUUUAGAUAGGUCACAACUUUUACAGUAUUUCAAUUCAAUCUAUCUCUGCAGCUGCAGUUUUUUCUAAGAUGAGGAACUGAAAAGUUUGAGUUGUAUUUAUGUAUUUUUUGUUUUUGGGAGAUUUUGUAUUUUCAAUAUCUCUUGAGAAGUUUUCAACGAUCCUUAUCUUGUCUGUGUAAUUGUAAUCUUCCGAGACGUCUUGUCCUGAAUUUGAAGUCUUCAUCUUUUUACAGGCAAAGAAACAAAGAAAUUUAAUAUCUAGGUCAAAGUGUAUAUAAAUCUCUGCUUAAAUUUGUAAUAUCACACAAAAACACUUCUUUUUUUUUUAAACCAGUGCAGUUCUUUUAGUUGGCAUGCACAUGCAUCAAAAUAUACAGUUAGUGUUUAUAGGCCAGCCGUUUUUAUGAAUUGUUUGAAACCUUUUUUGUAGUGUUUGUGUAUUAUUUUGGUUUAUUUGUCUUUUGUAAUAAAUACUGUUUCUACAUUUCAA